CAAAUGUCGGAGCUCAGUGCUACAAAAGGCGGCGCCACCAUGUGACGGUGGUCCUCCGCCACCAGUGAACCGUCACUGUACGAACCGCACGCAAAUACACAGCAACCAAUCAGUACAUAAAUUGAAGAUCCCACCAACAAUCAUCACCCUCUUAAACCAUACUCAAAACAGAGCUUUUAUACAUUGCACCGUACUGCGCUUUUUUCUUUACUGUUUCAUUUCCUUUUUCUACUUUUUUCCUCUCAAUCAUUCCUCUCUCUCUCUCUCACACGCACACGCACAGUUUGCUUUUCAGCUUUCAUCAGUGGCGUACGUUUUACGUUUGAAAUUGUGCCGUUGUUUGAGCUGCGCAAUGGAUUAAUUUUUUUUUUUUUUGGUUAAUUUUUAUUUGACUUUCGGUUUCUCAAGGAGGAGUUAUAGAAAUUGGGAGAUGGUGGGUAACGGAUUGAUUACGCAGUCCGUUUGUGAAUUCGAGGACCUGGAGCUGGAGUCGCGCCGUUUUGACGACGGUUACAGCCUGAGCGCUGACGUCAGCGAGUCGGAGAGCUCCACAUCGAGCGGCGCCACCUUUUCCUCCGGCCGCCGGCUGGCGUCGCCUCCGUUGCAUAUACUUUCCCGCUCCGAUAGCUUGCUGCCGGUUGUGGGUGGCAGGCACGUCGUCUUCCCAGGGGAAAAGGCGGAUCGAGAUGAACCUGAGCCGUCUGAGUUGACCGAAGCUGAAAUGAUGAAGGAACGAUUUUCGAAAUUGUUGCUGGGAGAAGACAUGUCCGGUGGAGGCCAGGGAGUGAGCACUGCUCUAGCAAUUUCAAACGCAAUCACUAAUCUCGCAGCUAGUGUCUUUGGAGACAUCUGGAAGCUGGAACCAUUAUCUCCACAGAAAAAAUCCAUGUGGCAGCGUGAGAUGGAGUGGCUCCUCUGCGUUAGCGACUCCAUAGUCGAACUCGUCCCGUCUGUGCAGGAAGUUCCAGGUGGCGCCAGCUUCGAGAUAAUGGUGACUCGGCAGAGAUCUGACCUGUACUCAAACCUCCCGGCUCUCAAGAAACUCGACGGGAUGCUGAUGAGCAUCUUAGAUGGGUUCAAAGAUGCCGAGUUUCACUAUGUUGGCCGAGGUCUGAUUGUUGAGGCGCGUCCUUCUUCGGAACUCGAGGAGAAGUGGUGGCUGCCUUUCCCGAAGGUUCCUGCAAAGGGAUUGUCGGAGGAGAUGAGAAAGAGGCUGGGGAAAUGCAGGGAGUGCACGCAGCAGAUUUUCAAGGCGGCCGUGGCCAUCAACAAUGGCGUGCUAUCGGAGAUGGAGGUGCCGCAGGUUUACUUGGACAACUUGCCUAAGAAUGAGAAAGCUUGUUUAGGUGAAAUCCUCCAUCAUUACCUAACCGCCGAUCAGUUCUCCCCCGAUUGUCUUCUCGAUUACCUGGACCUUUCGUCAGAACACAGUACCUUGGAGAUAGCAAAUAGGAUCGAAAGCGCCCUACACUUCUGGAGAUCGAAAUUUCGAAAGAAGAAACCAACUCAUACGAGGUCAGCUUCGUUUUGGGAAGCCACCAUGAAGGGCUUCAUUUGUGAUUCUGAAAAGAGUAAACUCUUUGCACACAGAGCAGAAACCAUCCUGAAGAACUUAAAACUGCACUUUCCCGGUCUCCCUCAAACCACUCUAGACAUGAACAAGAUUCAGUAUAACAAGGAUGUGGGGCAGUCGAUCCUCGAGAGCUACUCAAGGGUACUCGAGAGCUUAGCUUUCAACUUAACGUCAAGAAUCGACGAUCUUCUAUACGUUGACGAUGCCACCAAAAAACGAGCAAUGGCAGAGUCCAUCUCAUCCUUGCUCGUAAAUAACCAAAUAAGGAGAUCAAUAACGGGCAAGCUGUAUUAUCCUGGCUCGCCAUCUAGCCAGAGUUCACACUCUUCUUCAUCACCAACAGGCUCUCCUUUCCGUUGUUUGGUCCCAGUGAGCCAACGGCCCAAGAGGCUACGCCGUUCGGUGAGCCAGUUUGCCUCUCGGGACCAACUUGAUGUAGAACUACAAAAUCUUGCAUUGAGAUGAUUUUAGGGAAAAUAAAACUACAUUAUUAGAUAUGAGGUUUGCAGUAUUAUGUUUAUGUACAGACUGUAGAGAAAGUUAUGGGUGAUGGGUCCAUGGUUGAGUUAGGUUUUUGUUAACAGUUUUAUGUCUUAGGAACCCUCCACUAAUCUAAUCCAUCUUCGUUUGGUUGACAGUGAUGGGAUUGGAAUAAAUCAUUCCUUGGUUGGGUUUGACUGUAUGGACUAUGUUAUAGUAUCAAGGUUGACAAAUGGUUGGUAAUAUCUGGAUAGCUCAUGCAAUCCUAUUGCAUCCUCUAAAGCAAACGAGGGUUUAUGGUAUAAGGUGUUAUAAGCUUGAGAGUUCUCUCUUACAAGUUCCCUUCUUUUUAAUCUUUCGCUUUGAAGAGCUGCAUUUUCACUUUAUUUACUGCUAUUCGAUGCAUUUGGUUCCUAU
Striga asiatica is the source of this 2470-nucleotide messenger RNA. NCBI's taxonomy places the organism in Eukaryota, Viridiplantae, Streptophyta, Magnoliopsida, Lamiales, Orobanchaceae. The record is from the annotation of a GenBank genome assembly.